Molecule: messenger RNA, 6207 nt
Organism: Phaedon cochleariae (mustard beetle)
Lineage: Eukaryota; Metazoa; Arthropoda; Insecta; Coleoptera; Chrysomelidae
Source: the annotation of a GenBank genome assembly
AUGGUGGCACCAAAGUUUCUUCUCAAUAGUGAUAAACAAAAUAGUGAUGGUGAUAAAUCUCCUAGUCCAGAACCCUUCAGGGAACCCGAAGAUUUGGUGUCGAUUGAUUUGCACAAUGAAAGAAAAAGUCGGAAAAAUUCGAAAUCAAUUGGUGAUAAAGAAGUAAAGUACAAGGAAAAAGUGUUCAAGAUUUUGGUGUUGGUCUUUGUCUUCAACAUCAUUAUCCUGAUGAUUUUUGCGGUAAUGGUGUACUUGAAUGAGGAAAAAUAUUUAUUCAAAACGAAACCACUGUCCUUACCAAUCUUCAAUAGAGCUGGAGAACAAAUCAUUCUAGAUGAAUCUGUAGACCCUUUGGAAGAUAUGAUCCUCAGAUGCUUAGACCAAAAUAGUUUAUCAGUGUGUUGUGAUUUCUUCAAGAAUGCAGAAACUUCAUUCAACUUGGAUGAAUGGUGCGAGUUAGAUAACAUGAUUUCUUCAAUGGAUAUAGAUGUCAGGCGAAAACGAGAACUCAAACGUGAUGCAGUUCCAGAAGCCAUAAAUCAACUCAUGUACACUGACAACAAUGUUCAAGAUCAUCCGGAAUAUUACGAUUUUGACUAUGAAGAUCAUAAUAAAAUGUAUUUAGAUCACAAUGGAAAUAUUAUCAAUAUGGAUUAUAACAAUGAUGGGGAUGGAAACAGAUAUAUUGAUUAUGGAUACCAAGAACAAUCGUUCAACUAUCAAGGAUAUCCAAAUGAAAAUGAGAAUCUUUAUAAUAUUCCUAGUCCAUCUCCAUUUACUUCUGCACCAUUACCCUAUGAAUUUCCUACAUAUCAACGGAAUAACGGGCAGCACAGAAGCUCUGCAAACAUUGAAGAAGUACUUCCGAAAAAUGAUAAUGAAGCAAUAAUUGACAAAUACCAGAGACUACAUGAGCCAGAGCCAAAAUUUCACUACAAUUCUGAUUCUAGACAUUCACAAACUACUACUGAAGAUAUUCCAUAUUCUGUAUCAUUCAACUUAGAUUUUCCAGAGGAGCAGCUAAUCGACCAAGUGAUAAAUGAGUCAGAAUAUACUUCUGAGAUCGUGCCUACAUCAAAUCAUGAUGAUUUACAUGUUCAGACUGAGGAAGUUCGAAUUCAAGUACCUGAGAAAAUCGAUCAUGCCGUAGUAGAUGCGAUGAAAACGACUACAAAAACAAUUCCAAGUAGUGAUGGGCAUAUGAACAAAUACAAUUCGGAUACUAUGGGAUUAGAAAUAUCGAAAAUUGAAUCGAGUUCAUCAACUGAAGGAAGUCCAUUAAUUGAUGAACAUUUCCAAAGCUCAUCUGAAGCGAAACAACCUAGCGGAUCAAAUAAUUCACACUCCCCAUCAGAAUAUACAGACUCAACUAUACAUUCACUUGAUUCUAUUACAACGAAUGAAUACAAGUUUCAUGAGGAGUCAAUUACAAAUAUACACUCUACAACUGAAUUCGGAAUAUCUGAUGAUAGAAACUUCAAUUCACGAGAAAAAAUGGACCAGAUAUCAGAUAAACAUAGAGCAAAUGAAGCAGAGGAGAAUAGAUCUAAAAUAACGAGUGAAUAUUCUUCUCCAACAGUAGAAAUGCAAUCGAACCUGCAAGCUAUGUUCAAUCCUUGCUUCAGUCCAUACCCCAACCCUUUUUAUAAUCCAUAUAAAAUGGCCCUACCAGCACCUUACGAUGGCAAUCAAGUCAUGAAAGUAAUACAGUCUAAUAACCAGAAAGCUCCACAGUUUAUUCUGAAUCCUCCUAUGUACCCAUAUAUGCAACCGUCUUAUCUUCCGACUCAACAGUACAUGCCAAAUUAUUGGCAACAGACUCUUCAGCAAAGUCAAAGUCAAAAUACCCAUCCGAUUCAAGUUAGUGGUCCAGGAGGACAGUUUUAUGUUUGCAACCCAAUACCACCUGUCACCAAUAAUAUUGCUUCAGUUUCUGGAAUAGAAGUUAGGAGGGAGUCAUACAAUCUUCAAGAUAUGCUGGCUGAUAUUCCAGAGGAAUUCAAAGCAAGCAACAAGAGUAGAGAAGCCCCUAUAUUAUGUCCACUCGGGCAACAAUCGUGUGAAGAUGGAAGUAAAUGCAUACCAAAACAUCACGUGUGUGACAACGAAGCUCACUGUGAAGACGGUAGUGAUGAAAUGUUCUGCACGUGCAAAGACAGAGUUGGUAAACUGAGGACUUGUGAUGGGUAUUUCGAUUGUCCCGAUGGACAGGACGAACUGGGAUGCUUUGGUUGUGAGAAGGAUGAAUUCAGUUGUGAUGAUUGGUCGAGAUUCCGAAAGAGCACAUGCAUCCCAAUAGAGCAUAGGUGUGAUGGAAUUAGACAAUGUGAGAUAACUGGGAAAGACGAAGAAGACUGUUCAGUAUUAGCCGACAACGUUGGAGAUCAGCCUCAGUUCAAGAUCUCGAAUUCGGUUGGAUUCUUGCACAGGAAUUAUAAGGGAAAAUGGUAUCCAACAUGCUUUGGUACAGAUUUGUGGGCAACGGAAAUCUGCCAAACAGAAUCGGGACCAACGUCAAUUACUCCGAGAUCCCACAUGAUGUUAACAACGAACAAUUAUGAUGGCCACUUCAUAAACAUCCUACCAAACAACAACAUCAACUUAGUCAAAAACUGUGUACAAGAUAGAGCUGCAUUCGUGGAAUGUCCACCACUGUUUUGCGGCCUCAGAAUGACCAUCAAUAAUCCUUACCGUCCCCAAGAAGUGGACACAAGCGCAGAGAAUCUGAUCAAUGAUAUGGAGAGAGGAGCAGAAGUCAAGAAAGAAAAUGUUCUUCUGGGCAAUUCAAGAGUUGUUGGAGGAAAGCCCAGUCAACCUGCAGCUUGGCCUUGGCUGGUAUCUAUUUACAAGAAUGGAAUAUUCCAUUGUGGAGGUGUCCUCAUCAAUGAGAUGUGGAUAGUUACGGCAGCCCACUGUGUGGACAAAUACUGGUUAUACUACUACGAAAUCCAAGCUGGUAUGCUUAGGAGAUUCUCAUAUGCACCAAUGGAGCAACACCGAUGGGCUGCUGUAAUCAUCGCCAACGAGAACUAUGACAAGUCGACCUUAGAAAAUGAUAUUGCUCUCAUGAAGUUGUCAUCUCCAGUGAGAUUCAAUAGGUAUGUGAGGCCAAUUUGCUUGCCAUCUGAAGCGACGGCAGGCCGCAACUUCAUGGAGGGACCUUCACCAGGAACUAUAUGCACCACUGUUGGAUGGGGAGCAACAAUUGAACAUGGGUCGGAUCCCGACCACAUGCGCGAAGUCGAAGUGCCGAUCACGAAGCAGUGCAAGCACCCCGACGACAAAGGCGGCGACGAGAUCUGCGCCGGGCUGUCGGAGGGCGGCAAGGACGCGUGCCAGGGCGACAGCGGCGGCCCUUUGAUGUGCCGCAACCCGAACGACCCGAGCCAGUGGCACCUGGCGGGCAUCGUCAGCCACGGGGAGGGGUGCGCCAGGCCGGACGAGCCAGGGGUCUACACCAAGGUCAGCCGGUAUGUCGGCUGGAUCGCUGAAAAUAUCGGUAGUGAAAGAUUCUCCUCAAAUAUACCCCUACAGAGUUGUCCAGGAUACAUUUGCAGAGUCACGAACCAAUGCCUUCCAAAAAAGCACCAUUGCGAUAAAAUCGUCGAUUGUUUGUUCGGUGAUGAUGAAUCAAGCUGCAAACACAGUUUCCAUAAUAUUUUCAAGCAUUCUAGAAGGAAUCCAAUCCUAGCAAAAACACGAGAAGAAAAUGAUGAAAAGGAAGAAGAAACUACAGGAAUAUCAACGGAUUCCGAAGAUUCUAUAACAACGAAUGAAAGUUCCACUUCAAAAACAGCUUUACCAGAAACAAAUGAGAAUGCAACUAUGGAACAUGAUUCUGAGAGAUCAACAAUUGCCUAUAUAACAUCAUUUAGCGCAAAACCAGGAUUAGAGAACAUUCCAAAUCAUACUACUGGAGAAUCAAUAAUUGAUAGAACCACCAUUUCGGCUUCAAUUGAUAUGGUUCCACAUGGAGCAAUAAUAGAAAAUAAUACGAAACACCAUACAGAUACCUCGCAUGACCAUUUGAAGACGAUACCGAAUCUAAAUCGCUAUUUUAUAUGUAAAAGUUUAUUACAGUUGAUUCCUUCGGAGAAGAGAUGCAACAAAGAGGUAGACUGCGAAGAUGGUACAGAUGAAGAUCAUUGCACAUGUGUUGAUUAUAUAAGGAACACAAAUUCAGCUGCUAUUUGUGAUGGUAUUACCGAUUGUUUCGAUGGAUCUGAUGAAAUAAAUUGUGCCAUUUGUGAUUCCAUAAAUGAAUACUAUUGUCGUCAUAGUAAACAAUGUAUCCCUCUAAGAAAACGUUGCAAUGGAAUAGCUGAUUGUUCAAGAUCCGAAGACGAGUGGGACUGUGCUGCCCUUACGAAUGGCAAAACAUUAACUCUCGACAGUGAUUUACGUCCAGAGCUGGCCAUGAGUGGUAUAAUUACGAUCAAUCGUUUCGGUGUCUGGAGACCGUUCUGCUCAAACAUGUCCGACAACGAGGCAUCCAUCGUCACGAAUGUUUGUAAUUUGUUAGGCUUUGAGGAAUACGUCGGCUACCAUAAAUAUCUGGUGGAAGAUCGGCCGAUUGAUGUCCUCCAGAAAAAUGCAAGCAAGCUCUCGAUGACACAUCAAGUUAAUGAUGCGAUCCUGUCCAAAGAUGAAAACUCUAACGCGACCAAAUGUAGCGGCCUGAAUGUCACAUGCUCGGUGGUAUCUUUAGACAAGACUAUGCACAUUGGCCGUCCAGAUAACGUUAGUGGCGACGUUGAACUUUAUACUUCACCAUGGAAUGCAGUGAUUUAUUCAGACGGUAUAUAUAGAUGUAUGGGCACUAUUCUGGAUCCGCGGUGGAUUAUCACGUCCGUCAACUGUUUCAAGGGAAUUACUACGUUGAGAUGGCAUUAUAUAACUGUUAUUUUGGGAACAGGAAAAGCACAACUUCAAGUACAAGGCCCUCACGAACAAAUUAUCAGAGUGGUGGAAACUGUUGGUAUUCCUAACAGCGACAUCGUAUUGUUACGUAUUGGAAAAAAUAUGACAUAUACCCGAUAUGUUAAAAAUGCCGCUUUAGAGCUGAGACGGGAAGGUAGACGAAGAGAAAGAUGCAUUGCCAUUGGCUUACAUCGAAAUCAUGCGAAAUAUAUACGACUAACACCUUUAGAACUCUGUGAAGUUGGAUUCAGGUGUUUCGAGAGCAAUGUAAUGAAGGAAUGUGGGAACUCGGAACCAUGGAGUGGAACAAUAGUCUGCCAUUCUAGUAAUGGAUGGUAUCCGGCUGCCGUUUAUCAUGAGGCGACUGGUCCAUGUGGAUUGACAGCUGUGAAAAAAUAUACGAGUAUUCCAUUCUACAAAAAUAAAAUUCUCAACAUCAUGAAACAUGCCUCUAUCUCAGUUGAUGCCCCACCCUGUGACGGAUUCAGAUGUGCAUUAGGGGAAUGCAUCAACGAAAAUAAAACCUGUGAUGGAAUACCCGACUGUAGAAGUGGAGAAGACGAAAUUCCAGAGAUUUGCUCAGAAAAGAAAUGGUCCUGCCAUCUAUCGAACAAAACUUGCGGUUGUCCUAAGACUCAAUUGAAAUGCAAAAAUGACGAAUGUGUUCCCAAAUUUACUUUCUGUGAUGGAAAAAAUGAUUGCGGUGAUAACAGCGAUGAACCAACUGUAUGUUCUUGCAGAGCUUAUCUAGAAUUAACAGAUCCUAAUAAAGUAUGCGAUGGAAUUUUGAAUUGUCUUGAUAGAAGCGAUGAGGAUCCCCUAUUUUGUUCCUGUCGAAAAGACGAUUUCAAUUGCAUAAGUGUCGAUGUUUGCGUAAGAAACGACAUGGUAUGUGACGGGAUCGAAGAUUGUCCUAAUGGCGAGGACGAAAAAGUGUGCUAUGACUUAUCGUCAUCUAGAGGCAGAAGAUCUAAUGCUGGUGAAGUGAUGAAGCGAACUGGUGGGAUAUGGCACAGUGGUUGUUUCAACAUCAGUUAUAACACGGAGGAACUCGAACAUAUUUGCGAACAAUUGGGAUUCUUCAAUAGUACCCCAAUUCAACUGAAGCCACCACAAGACAUCGGUAACAUGACUACCUCACGUCCUGUAAUCGAUAAUUUCGACCUGAUAUGGAUUCAUAGAAACCAGGGUAACAAGUUCAGCCUAAGUAUUCGCAGAGGGAAUGAGCCGUUUGUUAAGUUUGUUCCGGAUGACCAUUGUUAUAGAUUAUUUGUGGCCUGUUUGUAG